This is a messenger RNA of Oncorhynchus masou masou (cherry salmon), 5062 nucleotides long. RefSeq names its product endonuclease domain-containing 1 protein-like. NCBI's taxonomy places the organism in Eukaryota, Metazoa, Chordata, Actinopteri, Salmoniformes, Salmonidae. The transcript has 2 exons. Bases 946 to 1974 code for a protein of 342 amino acids. The record is from RefSeq and is a predicted model, not a curated record. Gene Ontology annotation, molecular function: nucleic acid binding; metal ion binding; hydrolase activity.
CUGCUGUGACACUGCUCCUCCAUAUAUAUAUAUAUAUACACUGCAUUCUACACUAUCUAUUCUAUACUAUAUAUUGCAUCUUAGCUGCUGUGACACUGCUCCUCCAUACAGUGCCUUGCGAAAGUAUUCGGCCCCCUUGAACUUUGCGACCUUUUGCCACAUUUCAGGCUUCAAACAUAAAGAUAUAAAACUGUAUUUUUUUUGUGACGAAUCAACAACAAGUGGGACACAAUCAUGAAGUGGAACAACAUUUAUUGGAUAUUUCAAACUUUUUUAACAAAUCAAAAACUGAAAAAUUGGGCGUGCAAAUUGCCAUCAUACAAACUGAGGUAGCAGACUUUGUGAAAAUUAAUAUUUGUGUCAUUCUCAAAUCUUUUGGCCACGGCUGUAUGUGAGGCCUUUGAGACAUCAUACUAAAUAUGUUGACUUGCUGGUCAAGGGAAAUGCAAGUUUACUUCUUUGAGUUGUUGUGUCAGAGGCGCUAAGCCUUGUGGGAUAUUAAUGAAUGUGAACUCGGCAACCGUAAUUCCAGAACAGUCCCACUGUGGUAAUAGUGUGAUGUGUAUCUUCUGACAGACUCUAUGCUGAGUAAAGUCAUGUUUUUAUCCUAAAACGUUUUUCUACCAGAACCAAAGUGUGGAUGCAGUCACUAUUUAGAGCAGUCUAAUCUCAUUAACCCAGAACUAUAAUCUUGUGUGAUUAAGUUCUGGGUCCAUACGAGUCAGAAACUACAGUAGGUGAGUCACAUGUUAUUUGUUACAGCAGUUUCCAUUGAAAUUAACAGAGGUGUUUAUGCAAAUCAACCCUUUCUGUCUUGACAUCUGAAGGAGGAGUCUCUGAAAAUCUAUUUAAAUCAGUCUGUCCUGACUCAGCUCAACAGUCUCCAGUCUACCAACUGGUCUCUGUAACUUCAUCUUUGUCUCUGUGGUGUACAGUCUUCAGGUGAUGAUGGGGGUAUUGAAUCAUCUCUCCACUCUCCUCCUCCUCUCUCUCCUUCCUCCUGCUCUCUCUCAUGUAGUGGAGAACUUCAGUGUUGUUCCACAGUGCCAGACGUUCUUCCUGAAUGACACAACUCCAAAUCUCCCAGGUAUUUUGGUUGGUGGGACUGUCCAGAACCAGGGCCGCUACAAGCCGAUUUGCCAGUUGUUCAACAACAUCUACAGGUUUGCAACUCUGUACGACACGACCAACAGGAUCCCUGUGUUCUCAGCCUACACCUUCUCUGGUCCUCCUACAGACCCCAGACCACAUCAACCCUGGAUGAUCGAGCCCCAGCUCAACGAUGUAAACAACAGCCAUGAAAUGGAGAUUAUGGAAGAACACUCUCAACACCAGGCUGGGAACUACGACUAUAUUAACUCAAUACAAAAUAAAGGGGUGAACAGAGGUCAUCUCUUCCCAAAUUCACAUGCUCAUGACCUUGAUACUCAGAGGUCCACCUUUACCCUGACCAACAUCGUUCCCCAGGUGGUGUCCUUCAACAAUGGCAUCUGGAGAGAAAUGGAGGAACAUGUCAGAGAAAAGCUGAUGACGGACUGUUUUAGUAACAACAGGAAGAUAAAGGCCUAUGUGGUGACUGGAGCAGUGCCCAGUAAGAGCAACACACUGAACAACACACUGAACGCACUUAACAACACACUGAAGAACGCACUGAACGACAGAGUGAACAUCCCAGAUCUCAUGUGGACAGCCUACUGCUGUUUGGACAAGAAGAAAAAGUGGAUGGCGGAAGCACACUGGGGGAAGAACAAGAAGGUCAAGAGGAAAACAUUGAACCCAGAAACCUUGGGAGCACUCGAAAAGAAGUUGAGCGAAUUUCACCAAGGUGAUCGUGUCCAGGUGUUCCCAAAGGAUUGUCCAAGAGGUCCUAACCCUACCACUCCCUCUAACCAACCCAGUUGGAAGAAUUCUCUUAAAAUAAUUUCUUCCAAAGUCAGGAAUCUUUACAAUUCCAUGAUGAAUAGAAUUGGAUGAUCAAGGUACAGAUGCUCAGACUAUAUCAACAAAUUAUCAACUAAACUCUGUUGAAAUGAUGUUGAUAUGCAACCACUUGUUAUGGUUAGAGUAAUGAUUAUAAGGGUUAUAGUGGUAAUCAGGGUUAUAGUGGUAAUCAGGGUUAUAGUGGUAAUCAGGGUUAUAGUGGUAAUAAGGGUUAUAGUGGUUAUAAGGGUUAUAAGGAUUAUAGGGGUUAUAGGGGUUAUAAGGGUUAUAGUGGUAAUAAGGGUUAUAGUGGUUAUAAGGGUUAUAGUGGUUAUAAGGGUUAUAGUGGUUAUAAGGGUUAUAGUGGUUAUAAGGGUUAUAAGGAUUAUAGGGGUUAUAAGGGUUAUAGGGGUUAUAGUGGUAAUAGUGGUUAUAGUGGUUAUAAGGGUUAUAAGGAUUAUAGGGGUUAUAAGGGUUAUAGGGGUUAUAGGGGUUAUAAGGGUUAUAGUGGUAAUAAGGGUUAUAGUGGUUAUAAGGGUUAUAAGGAUUAUAGUGGUUAUAGGGGUUAUAGGGGUUAUAAGAUUAUAGUGGUAAUAAGGGUUAUAGUGGUUAUAGGGGUUAUAGGGGUUAUAAGAUUAUAGUGGUUAUAAGGGUUAUAAGGAUUAUAGGGGUUAUAGUGGUUAUAGGGGUUAUAGUGGUUAUAGGGGUCAUAGUGGUUAUAGUGGUUAUAGGGGUUAUAAGGGUUAUAGUGGUAAUAAGGGUUAUAGUGGUAAUAAGGGUUAUAGUGGUUAUAAGGGUUAUAGUGGUUAUAAGGGUUAUAGUGGUAAUAAGGGUUAUAGUGGUAAUAAGGGUUAUAGUGGUAAUAAGGGUUAUAGUGGUAAUAAGGGUUAUAGUGGUAAUAAGGGUUAUAGUGGUAAUAAGGGUUAUAGUGGUAAUAAGGGUUAUAGUGGUAAUAAGGGUUAUAGUGGUAAUAGGGGUUAUAGCGGUUAUAAGGGUUAUAGUGGUAAUAAGGGUUAUUGGUGGUUAUAAGGGUUAUAGUGGUAAUACUUGUUAUAGUGAUUAUAAGGGUUAUUGGUGGUAAUAAGGGUUAUAGUGGUAAUAAGGGUUAUAGUGGUAAUAAGGGUUAUAGUGGUUAUAAGGGUUAUAAGGGUUAUAGUGGUAAUAAGGGAUAUUGGUGGUUAUAAGGGUUAUAAGGGUUAUAGUGGUAAUAAUUGUUAUAGUGGUUAUAAGGGUUAUUGGUGGUAAUAAGGGUUAUAGGGGUUAUAAGGGUUAUAGUGGUUAUAGUGGUAAUAAGGGUUAUAGGGGUUAUAGUGGUAAUAAGGGUUAUAGUGGUAAUAAGGGUUAUAGUGGUAAUAAGGGUUAUAGUGGUUAUAAGGUUUAUAGUGGUUAUAGUGGUAAUAAGGGUUAUAGUGGUAAUAAGGGUUAUAGUGGUUAUAGGGGUUAUAAGGGUUAUAGUGGUAAUAAGGGUUAUAAGGGUUAUAGUGGUUAUAAGGGUUAUAGUGGUAAUAAGGGUUAUAGUGGUAAUAAGGGUUAUAGUGGUAAUAAGGGUUAUAGUGGUUAUAAGGAUUAUAGUGGUUAUAGUGGUAAUAAGGGUUAUAGGGGUUAUAGUGGUAAUAAGGGUUAUAGUGGUUAUAGUGGUUAUAGGGGUUAUAAGGGUUAUAGUGGUUAUAAGGGUUAUAGUGGUUAUAGUGGUUAUAGGGGUUAUAGUGGUUAUAGGGGUUAUAAGGGUUAUAGUGGUAAUAAGGGUUAUAGUGGUUAUAAGGGUUAUAGUGGUAAUAAGGGUUAUAGUGGUAAUAAGGGUUAUAGUGGUAAUAAGGGUUAUAGUGGUUAUAAGGGUUAUAGUGGUUAUAAGGGUUAUAGUGGUUAUAAGGGUUAUAGUGGUAAUAAGGGUUAUAGUGGUUAUAAGGGUUAUAGUGGUUAUAAGGGUUAUAGUGGUAAUAAGGGUUAUAGUGGUAAUAAGGGUUAUAGUGGUAAUAAGGGUUAUAGUGGUAAUAAGGGUUAUAGUGGUUAUAGUGGUAAUACUUGUUAUAGUGGUAAUAAGGGUUAUAGUGGUAAUAAGGGUUAUAGCGGUUAUAAGGGUUAUAGUGGUUAUAAGGGUUAUAGUGGUUAUAGUGGUUAUAAGGGUUAUAGUGGUUAUAGUGGUUAUAAGGGUUAUAGUGGUUAUAGUGGUUAUAAGGGUUAUAGUGGUAAUAAGGGUUAUAGCGGUAAUGAGGGUUAUAAUGGUAAUGGGGGUUAUAAUGGUACCCAACUCUCUGAUAAGUGUAUCUACCCAAUUCUUCUAUGUCUAUAUAUCUAUAGUGUCUUCUCUUCCCUCUCUGCCCAUCUCUUCUAUGUCUAUAUAUCUACAGUCUCUUCUCUUCCCUCUCUACCCAUCUCUUCUAUGUCUAUAUAUAUCUAUAGUAUAUACGCUCCUCUCCCCUCUAUACUCUUCUCUGUUUAUAUCAAAUAUAAAAAGUAUGUAAGGGGACAGAAUUCUAUUUUAAUAAAUAAAAUACAGUUUAAAUAUUUGAUGUGCUGCCAUUACUCUUGUUAAUGUUUAUAAUGAGGUUAACAGCAGGGUUGAGGUCAAUUCCAUUUCAAUUCCAGUCAGUUCUAGAAGCACACUGGAAAUCCAUUUCUCUGCCAUGCUUUUCAAUGAGGAACAUUUGGAAUUGUAAUGGAAUUAACCCCAACACUGGCCUACAGCUUGUCAGGUUGUGACUUCCGUAUGACUGUUACCAUGGAGAUACUAUUAUAUGUUCUGAAUGUAAUUCUAUCACUGUUACCAUGGAGAUACUAUUAUAUGUUCUGAAUGUAAUUCUAUCACUGUUACCAUGGAGAUACUAUUAUAUGUUCUGAAUGUAAUUCUAUCACUGUUACCAUAGAGAUACUAUUUUAUGUUCUGGGUGUAAUUCUAUCACUGUUACCAUGGAGAUACUAUUAUAUGUUCUGAAUGUAAUUCUAUCACUGUUACCAUAGAGAUACUAUUAUAUGUUCUGGGUGUAAUUCUAUCACUGUUACCAUGGAGAUACUAUUAUAUGUUCUGAAUGUAAUUCUAUCACUGUUACCAUGGAGAUACUAUUAUAUGUUCUGAGUGUAAUUCUAUCACUGUAUGUCUCCAUCUUCUUCCCAUCUGAAGGAAUAAACAUCUAUAAUGAAUGAA